AGGAGAUGCCGCCCAUGGUGACGUGCAAGAUGGGUGACUACCAGCACAGCUUCGUGUUUCACUUGUUGGAUGAGGUGGUGGCGCAGAGUUGGCUGCCGCGGGCCCAGGUGAACCACCGCUGGGAGAUUGAGGAACCGGCUACGGAGUGCCACUUCGGAUACAAGUGGGUGGCGCUGUCCGACUGGGGCCCUUGUUUAGGAGAGGGCGCGCUGCUGUGCUCCUGGCUCAAGGGCCUCUUCCACAACCGGCGCGGCGAGUUCAUGUCGCAGGUGGCGAAGCUGGUGCCGACCCUCGGAGACAAGAUCGAGGUGUCGCUGAAGCGGUUCAACCGCACGGAGUCCUCGGAGUUCAGGGACUUCCGGGCGCCGCAGCCGGUGCCGCGGCCCGCGGUGCCCAGCAAACCCCCCGAGGAGCUCCGGGCGUGGCUGGCCCACGUCUUCCAUGGCUUCGCCCAUUUGCCGGACGACGACUCUUCCAAGCGCGAGGAGCUGGUGGCGUCCCUGUGCUGCCGCUGGGCGGUGGAGUGUGAGGAGGUCACCUCCCUGCCCGAGAAGUGCCUCGCACCCAGCCAGGCAGCCCCGCACGCCGAGGGCGGCGCGAGCGGCGGGAGCUUUCUGUGCUUCCACGGCACCUCCCAGGUGGCAUGCCGGCAGAUCGCCCAAGAUGGCUUCGACGCCUCCAGAAGGUCGGCCUCCCUGGGCAAGAUCGUGCCGUAUUUGGUGGGCGAAUAUCUGUCCUCCGACCCAAAAGUGGCAUUGAAGUAUUCGCGGCAGAAGGAGAUUGGCAAGGACACCCUCAGCAUGCUGGUGGUCCAGGUCCCAGAGUCGAACUUCGAGAUGCGGAACGGCGUCUGGUUCCAGCGCAAGCUCGCGGAGCCUGCUGAGGAACCCAAAGAUGGCGCCAUACCCAGGCCAGAUUUCGGCCAGAGCUCCACGCUGGUCUGCGCGGACGAGCGCGUGCUGGUGCCGCGGGCGAUCUUGACGUUUCGGCCCUCCCGGUCGGUGCUGAAGUCGAGCUCGGCCAUGGUGAACUACGACGUGGGGGUCACAGAGGCCUCCUUUAGAAAGGAGCUGCGCCUCUCCGAGGAAGCGCUGCCGGCAGCGGUGCUGUUUGACCUGGACAUGACCUGCUGGCCCUUCACGUUGGGCACGGAGAGUCGAGGUCCCCCCUUCAUCACGUUGCCGGAGGUGGGCGCAGCUGCAGACAGUGUGGGCCGGCGCCUACGUCUGUGCAAGGUGGGUCUCCCUUUAAGCGGAGCCCAAGUCGGCCCUACGUCGGCUCCCGUCUCAUUCGAGGACAUCCCGGAGAUCUUUCGCACGCUGAAAGAGGCGGAGAUCCCCAUCGUCCUUUGCAGCCGCUCCAACGUGCCCAACUGGUGCCGGGAGUUCAUGGCAGCGUGCCGGAGCCAAGCCAAGACCUCCGAGGAGGGUGAGGAAGCCGAGAGCGGCGCGAGCGGCGCGAGCGGCGCGAGCGGCAGCUCUUCUUCGGGCAAGGUGGGGGACAUGCUGCACGCGGCCUCGGUGAUUCGGCCUGGGAUCAAGAAGCUGGGCCACUUGAAAGAGAUCCGCGCGGCUUUGGACGUGCCCUUCCAUCGGCUGCUGUUCUUCGAUGACGACCAGCGCAACUGCGACGACGGGAAGCUGUUGGGUGUAAGGUGUGUGAAGGUUCCACGGAAUGGUGCCGGCGUCACCAUGGACAUUUUCACCGAGGGCCUGCGCACGUUUUCGCAAGCCGCAAAGGUGCCGAACAAAAAUCUGGGCCAGACGCUUCCUGAUCUCAAAGAUUGGCGCAUGGGUCACUUGCCGAGCUUGGUGAAUCCAAGCACUGGCGGAGGGUAGAGGGUAGCUUGGGCGCUUGCUUCUCGCCGGAUUUGAAGCCCUUGCCCAAAAGGGGCACCAAAGAGCAACUGACAAUAUUGCACUUGGCCAGCGCCAAAGAGUUGUGA
Effrenium voratum is the source of this 1945-nucleotide messenger RNA. The record is from the annotation of a GenBank genome assembly. NCBI's taxonomy places the organism in Eukaryota, Dinophyceae, Suessiales, Symbiodiniaceae.